AUGUGGUACCCAUGUAGCUGUAGGUCCUUCACCGGACUGCUGGUCCUUUUUCCUCAUCAUUCUCUUUCUUCUUCACCUUCUUUGUCAUCUUAUCCUACAUCUCCUUCGUCGGCCGCAUCAUUCAACAAAGGUGGCUACUACCACAUUUUUUACCAACAACAGAGAGAGAAAGGCAAUUACAAGAAACACCAGAACGAGUGCGUCGAUCAUCGUAUCUUUCUCUUCUUUUUCUUCUCUUCUUUCUUCUUUUUCUUCUUCACCUUCUGCAACUACAACAACUACCACCUCCGCAACCUUCAUCAUCAAUGUUACUAUUUGGCAUUGCUACUACCGCCACUACUACGACAACCAGCACCAACAUCACCAACAGCAGCAGCAGCCUCCCUCUCUGUUGCCUCUUGCUUUGCUCCUACCACCACUACUACUGUCACUCCUACCACCACGAGUAGUAGUAGUGUGACUACUACUACUACUACUAGUAGCAUGGCUGAUCCUCCUCCGGUGUUAGUGUCGGCCAAGCCGACCACGCCGACCAACAGUGCGGUGGAUACGCCGUCUUCGGUCGAAAAACAAGAUGUGGACAGACUUACGGAGAGCCCGUCCUCCGGAGGAAGUUUGGACAGCUCGGUCGAGCACGGGCACGGCCAUUUCUUCAUUAAAAAGACCUUCCACAAACCUACCUACUGUCACCACUGUACUGAUAUGCUGUGGGGACUCAUCGGCCAGGGAUAUGUCUGCGAAGUGUGCAAUUUUGUGGUCCAUGAUAGAUGUCUAAAAACAGUGGUGUCAGCCUGCUCAAGCAUUGCCACAACUUUGAUCAAAAACCCUGUUGCCCACUGCUGGUCAGAACCUGGGCACUUUAAAAGAAAAUUUUGCAGUGUGUGCCGGAAAAGGCUAGAAGAUAGUCUUGCAAUACGUUGUGAAAUUUGUGAAUAUUAUGCACAUAUUGACUGUCAAGAUUUUGUAGUGAGUGAUUGUAAAGAAUGUGCAACAUAUAUCCCACAGAGAGAUCUGUUAACUGUUGUCCAUUUCCAUCAUUGGAGAGAGGGAAACUUACCAGCCAACUCAAAAUGUGUCUCCUGUAAAAAGACAUGUUGGUCAUCUGAGUGCCUGGCAGGCAUGCGGUGUGAAUGGUGUGGGGUCACGGCCCAUGCCACCUGCUAUAAACAUUUGCCAGAAGAAUGUAAUUUUGGCAGUUUACGGGAGAUUAUGCUACCCUCCAGCUGCCUCACCAUCCCAAGAAUGGAUGUGAGCAUGGAAACUCUGCUGGGACUCAAUAAUAAGAAAGCAAGUAAGUAA
Acanthosepion pharaonis is the source of this 1299-nucleotide messenger RNA. NCBI's taxonomy places the organism in Eukaryota, Metazoa, Mollusca, Cephalopoda, Sepiida, Sepiidae. The record is from the annotation of a GenBank genome assembly.